GGGCGGAUAUGGCGGCCAACAUGUACCGGGUCGGAGAUUAUGUCUACUUUGAGAAUUCCUCCAGCAAUCCCUAUCUAAUCAGAAGGAUAGAAGAACUCAACAAGACUGCAAGUGGCAAUGUGGAAGCAAAAGUAGUGUGCUUUUAUAGACGACGAGAUAUUUCCAACACGCUUAUAAUGCUUGCGGAUAAGCAUGCUAAGGAAAUUGAGGAAGAAUCUGAAACAACAGUUGAGGCUGACUUGACUGAUAAACAGAAACAUCAGUUGAAGCAUAGGGAGCUCUUUUUGUCACGCCAGUAUGAGUCUUUACCUGCAACACAUAUCAGGGGAAAAUGCAGUGUUGCCCUUCUGAAUGAGACAGAAUCAGUGCUGUCAUAUCUUGAAAAAGAGGAUACCUUUUUCUACUCAUUGGUCUAUGACCCCUCAGUGAAAACACUGCUAGCUGAUAAAGGUGAAAUCAGAGUGGGACCCCGAUACCAAGCAGACAUUCCAGAAAUGCUUGUAGAAGGAGAAUCAGAUGAGAGGGAACAGUCAAAGCUGGAAGUUAAAGUUUGGGAUCCAAAUAGCCCACUUACAGAUCGACAGAUUGACCAGUUUUUAGUUGUAGCACGGGCCGUUGGAACGUUUGCCCGAGCCCUUGAUUGCAGCAGUUCUGUGCGACAGCCCAGUUUACACAUGAGUGCCGCUGCAGCUUCACGAGACAUCACUUUGUUUCAUGCUAUGGAUACGUUGUAUAGACACAGCUAUGAUUUAAGCAGUGCCAUUAGUGUCUUAGUACCGCUUGGUGGACCUGUUUUAUGCAGAGAUGAAAUGGAGGAAUGGUCGGCCUCUGAAGCUAGCUUAUUUGAAGAAGCACUGGAAAAAUACGGGAAAGACUUCAAUGACAUUCGUCAAGACUUUCUUCCUUGGAAGUCACUGACUAGCAUCAUUGAGUAUUAUUACAUGUGGAAGACUACUGACAGAUACGUGCAACAGAAACGUCUGAAAGCAGCAGAGGCUGAGAGUAAGCUGAAACAAGUCUACAUCCCAACUUACAGCAAACCAAAUCCCAACCAAAUAUCCACCAGCAAUGGCAAGCCUGGGCCUGUGAAUGGAGCAGUGGGGACCACAUUCCAGCCUCAGAAUCCCCUCCUAGGGCGAGCCUGUGAGAGCUGCUUUGCUACACAAUCUCACCAGUGGUACUCCUGGGGCCCACCUAAUAUGCAGUGUAGAUUAUGUGCAACUUGUUGGCUUUAUUGGAAAAAAUACGGAGGCUUGAAAAUGCCCACCCAGUCAGAAGAAGAAAAGUUAUCUCCCAGCCCAACCUCAGAGGACGCCCGGGUCAGAAGUCACAUGUCCCGCCAGGCCAUGCAAGGGAUGCCAGUCCGAAACACUGGCAGUCCAAAGUCUGCAGUGAAGACGCGUCAAGCUUUCUUCCUUCAUACUACAUAUUUCACAAAAUUUGCACGUCAGGUCUGCAAAAACACUCUCCGGUUGCGGCAGGCAGCAAGACGGCCAUUUGUUGCUAUUAAUUAUGCUGCCAUUAGGGCAGAAUAUGCAGACAGACAUGCUGAACUAUCUGGAAGCCCCCUGAAAAGCAAAAGCACUAGGAAACCUUUGGCAUGUAUCAUUGGGUAUUUAGAGAUCCAUCCUGCGAAGAAACCUAAUGUAAUCCGAUCUGCACCAAGCCUGCAAACUACAACUACCAAGAGGAUGCUAACUACCCCGAACCACACAUCUCUGAGCAUUCUGGGGAAGAGAAACUACACUCAUCACAACGGCCUGGAUGAACUCACAUGCUGCGUGUCAGACUGAGCCUCCCUAUCUCAUCCGGCAAUCCAAGACUCGCUGCCCUGCCCUGCCCUGCUGUCCACAGCCCAUGCCUGGGACAAAGGCAGCCCCAUUCACAGUACAUUUUGGGGGAGAACUCAUGCACUGCCUCCUGAAGACUCAGUGGAGGCAGGGGAAGAAGCUGGGGGAGUGCGCACCCCACAGGCUGCAUCUCCACGUGUACAUCAGUGGCACCUUGCUUUCCUCCCAGAAACCUCGCUGUCUCACUGAAGGACCUGCCUGAGGAACAGAGUGGGGGGUGAGGAAACCACCCCCCACACUCACCCCUCUGCUUGGCAGCAGGAACCACAGCUCCUCGGGAGCCAUGGAGGCUGCCGGGGGCUCAGAAGAGCCGCUGCCUGCAUGUGUCAGCUCCGUUUUCUGCUCUGUAAUUCUGUACAGAAGGGCCAUGGCUUCAUUCUAAUGGAGUUUUCUUAAGAAUGUGCCAGUGUUUAUGCAGUUGAUGAUGUCUCCCUGGCCUCACUAUUAAUGUCGCUUGGCUUUUUCUCAGUAGGUUUCUCUAUUUUUCUUAAGUGGGGAAACUCUACGUUUUCCCCUCCAUCUGGUAUUGGACCCUUCCCCACCCCUCCAUCCCUGCCUUUCCGAGGUACAGAAUUCCCUGAGGACCUGACUCCCUGAGGAAGCUGCAGUGGUCAUCUGUGGUAAGCCUGCAAACUCUUCUCAUCACUCAUGUUUGUCGUGGGAGAGCACUGGUGUUGUGCCAGGCUCUGCUCAGCUCCAGGCUGCUGCAGCAAUAGCGGGUGUGAGCCAGGCCCAGCCUGAGUGGCAUAGCGGUGAGCCAUUUGCAGACUGGCUGAUGAGGAAUCUCAGCUGGGUGGCUGCUGAGCCCGGUACAGGUUGCUCGGGUUUAUUUUAGACAGAUACUCUUUCUGGCCUACAGGGUUGGGGUGGGAGGGUUAGCAGAUGUGAACCUGGGGAUGAUACCAUGACCCCUUUGAGUAUGUGUGUCUGCCCCUCCAGCUGGUGCUCAGUCUUUCCAUCCUAAGCAUCAUCACAGCCAAAUCACAGGGAUAGGAGCAAGUCAGUGCCUGAUCAACUUAGCAAGCAGACAUGGGACUGGCCACUCCCCUGCCCUCCAAUGUUGGCAGUGGCAGGAUACAGGCCACGGGGCAUGGGACUGCAGCACCACGAAAGACAGAGGAGAUGGCCCCUCCAGGUGUCUUGAGGAUACAGUUGAGAGGGAGCUGGACUGAAGGCAAUGCCACAGCUGGCUAGCUUUUGCAGGACAUGGCUGUGACUGACUGGACCCUCCCAGGAAGGCGAUGCUGACCCCAGAGCUGUGUUGUGCAAGGGCUAAGGGCCAUGUUCCGGAGCUCAGGCCUGGCUGCCUGACCCCUCUGCAGGUCUGCAAAGUCUCCCAGCUUCUUUCCUGAGGAGGAGUUGGUUCUCAUCUUAGGUUUGUGUGAGGAUGCCCGGGGGAUGUUCCCGCCACUGCCAACUCAUGGAGCUAUACUGGGUCUUGGCGUGGGGCCCUGGGGGUGGGGCCUGUGUGAAGGGUGCUCAGUGGAGUGGUGAUGCUCAGCAGGCAGCAGGCGUUCCCCAGCAGUGCCCACAAGGAACCCUUCAGCUAAGCCCUGGGGAGAGAAGGCAGCUGGCACUGCAUGUCACGAGUCACGUGGCACCUUCUUCUCUAAAGAGAAAGACACAGCAGAGCUGUCCAAAACCUGCUCUGGCCUGAUUGUGGCUCAGGGGAGCCACAAGAAGGGGAAAGAAGUUUCCCCGCCCCCUCUGGCCUUUGCACAUCGUCCCUCUGCUGACCAGCACUAAAGGGUGACCAGUAGAGUGAGCUGCCUGCUCUGCUGCCACCAGGCUCAUCCUCUCUGCCUUUGGGGAGAUACCCU
This is a messenger RNA of Ochotona curzoniae (black-lipped pika), 3670 nucleotides long. RefSeq names its product metastasis associated 1 family member 3 (gene MTA3). NCBI's taxonomy places the organism in Eukaryota, Metazoa, Chordata, Mammalia, Lagomorpha, Ochotonidae. The record is from RefSeq and is a predicted model, not a curated record. Gene Ontology annotation, molecular function: transcription coactivator activity; chromatin binding; sequence-specific DNA binding. The transcript has 17 exons. Gene Ontology annotation, cellular component: NuRD complex; nucleoplasm. The coding region runs from base 9 to 1793 and encodes 594 amino acids. Gene Ontology annotation, biological process: negative regulation of transcription by RNA polymerase II.